Molecule: messenger RNA, 2309 nt
Organism: Naegleria gruberi
Lineage: Eukaryota; Heterolobosea; Eutetramitea; Acrasida; Naegleriidae
Exons: 1
Coding region: 67-2289 (740 amino acids)
Molecular function (GO): protein phosphatase binding; protein phosphatase regulator activity
Source: RefSeq, a predicted model, not a curated record
GUUACAUCAUCACUUGCUGCUAUUUGUUUUUCUGUUUUUAAUUUUCAUCAUCAUCAACAAUAAGAAAUGGCUCAAAGUGUUUGGGAUUUGUUCUCGGAUGACGAAGUUUUUGAAUCGUUGGAUACCAUUCUCGAUAAUCCAUCAACAACCUUGGAAGAAAUUUUAGAUCAAGAAACCUUGCUUCAAGAAGUCAAAUCCUUGAAUCCAAAGUUGAUUUCCUUCCUCACCAAUUCCAAGAAUUUACGUAAAUUAAUUGAUUAUAUUUCUGUGGAGGAGUACUUUGAAGAUGAUAUUUUGAAUAAGAAGAAUCAACCAAAAACAGCUUCAAACUUUUUUGAUGACGAUUUUGGUUCAUGGGAUGAUCAAUCAUCAGCUACAACAGAAAAUACUUCAUCGGAUUCCAUUAGAAAACAAGCCAAACAAGAAGAAGAAAAGAUGAAGCAAGAAUAUUUGGCAAAUCUUCCAAUGAAAGAUAAAUUAGAAGAAUUGGAAAAUAGACCAGAACUCAAGGCUAUCUUCCAACAUCCAUAUGUUGUUGCUGAAAUUUUCGGUUGUUUUAUUGAUGGUAUUAAUAGUGCUCUUAUUAGCAAGAGUGAAGAUGAAAAUUAUCAAGUUUAUGGAGAACGAUUUUUGGAUUUGCUUCUCAUCAAGUAUCUUCUCACAAGAAAGCCAUACUUUAUCCCAAAGAAUAGAAGUCUUUCAACAUACUGGAUCAAGGCCAUGUUGGUCAUUUUGGAAAAACCAGACAAGUAUUAUAUUGAUGUUGUGAAAAGAAUGUGUGAAAUUAUUGAUGAAAAGGCUCUUCCAGUUAGUUUGACUGUUGAUGAAUCGCUUACUGCAACUUCCGAGGCUCUCUUUGAAAACUUAUUUAUUAGAAAUAUUGGUUUGUGUGACUUUGAUACCUUCUUCUUGAAGUUUAUUGGAAUGGAAUCUAUGAUUUUCCAAACUCAAACUCAACUCAUUCAAUUGUUGAGCGGGUUCUCUUCAUUCUCUGACUCUUACUCCUUCUCUGUCAAUUCAAAUUCAUCAUUUGGUAAUGAAAGUGAAGAGGAAAAUAGUGAAGAAAUGAAAACAUACAAGGCAGUUCAAGAAUGGACAUUCUCUAAAUAUGCUAUGCUUGAUAGAUUGCUCAACAAGCUUGAAAGUUAUACUACACAAGUUUUCGAUGAAGAUUUGAACAUUGAAAUUGAAGAUGAACAAAAGAAUAUCUUUUCUCUCUUGACUCAAUUGAUUGAAAAAUCACUCACAAAGAGACCAAGCUAUACUUUGCCAGCUAUUCAAUCUAUUUUAUCAACAACCAAUAUUGAAAGACUUUGGGAUAUUAUUUUAAAGUGUGACCAAACCAAUGAGGUUCAAAGAUCACUUUUCAUUUUGGGAAUUGAAUUUAUGAAGAAUCUCUUGACUCAAAUUGUUUCUGCCAUUUCUGCCAUUUCCAUGCUUACUACUCUUGACUAUGCCACAUUAUCUGCAACUGAUAUCAAAGUUAUCGAACUUGGUGUUGAAGCUUUAAAGUCAUUGACUUCAUCAUCUCUUCUUGAAAAGUUGACUGCCAUUCUCAAUGUAGCUCCAAAACAACAAGUUAUACAAGUUCUUCAAUGUGGUGUUGAAUUGAAGGAAACCCUUGGUGAAGUUCGUUUGAUUACUAUUGACUAUAUUGUUACCAUUCACUCACAAUUAAUAAGUCUCCAAAAGAGUUUGGUCAACCUCCAAUAUUCAAAGAAUGAAAAGGAACAAUCUGUUCAAAAGGUUAUUUCUUCAAUUAUUGCAUCAUUGAAGGAAACCUCCUCCACUGCAAUUAUUGUAGACCUUUCCUUCAAGUUUGAUUUCAACUCACUUUUACACAAGCAACUUUACAAUUUGGUUGCAGCUGUUUGUGGUUUAUCAAUUUCCGAGGGAUCUGUUGUUGAUUUAAAGACCAAAUUAUUGGUGCAAGAUAUUCAAUUAUGUAAACGUAUCGUUGAAAAGUGUAAGACUAUUAAAUCCGCUGAUAGUCAAUCAUGGAAAGGAACUGUUGGUAUGGGAUACUUGUUAGAUAUGGUUGAACUGAUCCAAAAUAAGGUUGCCUCAACUGGAGCUACAUCUAACGAGUCACUAAUUAACACAUUUGCCUCAUUAGAUUUCUGGAAGAAUUUCCAUGAUGUAUUUUUGAAGGAACACAAUGCUCAUAAGGGUCAAUUGGGUGGUUCUGCUCCAAUCGGAAAGUCAAAUCCAAACAGUUGGCACAUUGCUGGAGAUUCCAAUCACUCUCACUUGACUGGUGUUCACGUCGAUGAAGAAGACAAUUAUUAAAGAAGAAAAUAUUUUCUCUA